AUGCGAUCAGCCUCCGUUAAGCCCUCGGUAUACCCGCCGCUGCCAUUUCAUCUCAUCCGCUUCCUGAUAUUCCUCUCCUCAACCGUGGUAGGCGUGAUCUUGGCGGUGUUUACCUACCACCUCCACGCCGAUGGCUUCAAACUACCAUAUGCAUUCAUCGUGCUCUUCGUCUCAGCAGGCCUCUCCAUCUUCAACAUCCUCCUAACCUCAGUAAUCCACUGCAGCUGCGGCCUAUCAACAAAACUCUCCAUAUCCGUCAACAUCCUCCUAACAAUCCUCUGGGCCCUAUCCCUAGGCCUCCUAACCUGGAGCCUAGCAAGCACAAUAACAACAUCCUGCAUAGCAGACUACUGGGGCAACUCGACCGGCAUCGCCGUGUGCAGAAGCUACAAAGCCCUCUUCACAUUCAAUAUCACCGGCCUGGUCAGCUAUAUCGCCGCGGUCUGGUUAGACGUGGUCGUGCGCCGUCGCCAGACCCGUCUUGGCGUCUACGACCCCAUGGGAUCCCAUCCAGGCCUCGAUAACUCGGGCGCCUUCGAUGUGAAGAUGGAUGACCGCCACAGCGAGUCCACACCCGCCUUGCACGAUUAUGAUAACGUCCCCCCCGCGAUGUCCGGUGCCUACCCCCAGGCACAUGCGCAAGUGCCGCCCGUUUAUGAGCGCAAUUUGGAAUAUGCUCAUGCGGGUGAUGCGCAGAAUUAUUAUGAAACUGCGCCUGGGAUGAGUCACCGUAGUGCGCCCAGAGUGCGAUUUAGUGCUUAUGAGCAGGAUGGUCAUCAGAGGCCUGCGGAGCAUACUGGGUAUGACCCUGCUAUGUAUCGCUGA
This is a messenger RNA of Penicillium vulpinum, 825 nucleotides long. RefSeq lists its product as uncharacterized. NCBI's taxonomy places the organism in Eukaryota, Fungi, Ascomycota, Eurotiomycetes, Eurotiales, Aspergillaceae. The transcript has 2 exons. The coding region runs from base 1 to 825 and encodes 274 amino acids. The record is from RefSeq and is a predicted model, not a curated record.